AUGUUUGACUCAGCUGAUCCAGACAAGAGUGGUGUCCUUAAUGAAAAUGCUGUCAUCCAACUCAUGAAGAAACUCAACUGCAACAUUCAUACGGAGAAAAUCCAACAAAAGUUAAAAGAGCUGCAGAUUAAUCGUGGUGAUGGUACGAGAGGUCGGCUGAACAGCGAGGAAUUCAUUAUGUUAUUUAAAGAAAUUUCUACAAGACCUGAAAUCUACUUCCUUCUUGUCAGAUAUGCCACUAAUUCAGAAUUCAUGUCACUGGAAGACUUACAAAUGUUUGUGGAAGCUGAACAAGGGGAAGCCAGAGUAACCAAAGAAAGAUGCUGGGAAAUCAUCAAUAAAUAUGAACCCUCAAGCGAAGGUCGGACUAAAGGCCACUUAGGAAUAGAUGGUUUCACAGCCUACCUUUUAUCUGAAGAAUGUGAUAUUUUCAACCCAGAGCAUCGACGUGUAUGUCAAGAUAUGAUGCAGCCACUGUGUCACUACUUCAUUGCAAGUUCACACAACACUUACUUAAUGGAAGACCAGCUGAAGGGUCCAUCAAGUGUUGAGGGCUAUGUUAGAGCUUUGAAGAAAGGAUGCAGAUGUGUUGAAUUGGAUGUAUGGGAUGGACCAGAAGAUGAACCUCUUGUCUACCAUGGACGAACACUUACCUCAAAAAUACCUUUCAAGAAUGUUAUUGAAGUCAUCAAUACCUAUGCCUUCAUUUCUUCACGAUAUCCUGUGAUAAUUUGUCUGGAGAACCACUGCAGUCUACCACAGCAGCAGAAGAUGGCUAGAUAUAUUACCUCAAUUUUUGGAGAUAGGUUAUAUCGAGAUGCUGUUGAUGAGAGUAGACAUUGUCUGCCCUCACCUGAAUUCUUUAAAGAACGUAUCUUAAUCAAGGCCAAGAAACUGACUGGAGAUUGCACUGCACAUGAUGAUUAUGUCACUGACGAGGACGAGAGCUCGGAGACUGAACGGAAGAAAACUAAUAAAAGGGAUGGUUCCAUACGAAAACAUAAACUUGCAAAAGAGUUGUCAGAUCUUGUCAAUUAUUGUGUUUCAACACGAUUUGAAGAUUUCCAAGUCUCCCAGCAAUCACAGAAAUAUUGGCAUAUGUGUUCAAUCAGUGAAUCCCAAGCAGUGAAAAUGGCCCUGCAAGGACCUGAGGAGUUUGUGAACCACAACAAGCGUUUUUUGUCUCGUAUCUACCCAAAUGGAAUGAGGGUAGAUUCUAGUAAUUACAACCCACUCGAUCUCUGGAAUUGUGGCUGUCAAAUAGUCUCGGUAAAUUACCAAACACCAGGACUAAUGAUGGAUUUAUACAAUGGAUGGUUCCAGAAGAAUGGUGGGUGUGGUUAUGUAUUAAAACCUGCUGUGAUGAGAGAAGAGAUUUCUUACUUCAGUGCCAAUACCAAAGACGUUUUACCUGAUGUCACUCCCCAGUCACUGCAUGUCAGAAUAAUCAGUGGACAGAAUUUUCCCAAACCUCGAGGUUCUGGUGCCAAAGGAGAUAUUACAGAUCCCUAUAAAGAGAAGACAAAGACGGUGAACAAUAAUGGAUACAAUCCAAUUUUUGAUGAGAGUUUUGAGUUCCAGAUCAACCUACCCGAACUGGCCUUAGUUCGUUUUGCUGUGUUGGAUGAUGAAUUCAUUGGAGAUGAGUUUAUUGGUCAGUACACCAUACCUUUUGAAUGUAUGGAAACAGGUUACAGGCAUAUAAGACUUUUAUCCAACACAGGAGAACUUCUUGAGAAUAGUACACUAUUUGUUCACAUUGCAAUCACCAACAGACGUGGUGGUGGUAAGGGAAACAAGAGGGGCCUCAAAAGAAAUCGGACUCGCAAAGGAGAAUCAAUAUCUGUGAAGAAUACAGGAAUAAAGUGUAUAGAUGAAACUUUUAAGAAUGCAGUGACACCACUAAAGGAAGGACUUGAGCUUCGAGAUAAUGUACAUGAUGCCUUGAUUUCUUUCAAAGAUAUUUGUGGCCUUCAACCCAUUGCCAAUAUUAAACAGGGUGUUCGACUUUUGGCUUCCCGUGUUGUCAAUUCCAGUGGUGAUCAAUUCAGCAUGACUCUCAAAGGCACGUAUCCACAUUUAGAAUAUCGAGGAUCACAGUUUCUACUACCAGAUCUGGUCAAAAAAGCCAUGUACUCCUUUAAUGAUUUGGUGACUAACUGCCGGACCCUAGUGGAAAAUGCGGAUGAAAUUAUUGUGAAGUUGAAUAACUGCCAAACAAUGGGUCUUCAGUGGCAUGAUGACCUUGAUAAUUUAUGCAUACAGUCUGGACUAAAGGGCAAGAAAACUACAAAGGCUAUUGAAAAUUUUGCUUGGAAUGUUCGGAUGUUGCGAGGACAGUCAGACUUGCUACGACAGGCUAAGAAGGAUUGCUUGGAAGAUAUUCGACAGAUUAAAGAAGCUGGUGUACUCAUGGGCCUCCUCAAGGAUUCCACUAACCCUGUAUGA
This is a messenger RNA of Acanthosepion pharaonis, 2448 nucleotides long. The record is from the annotation of a GenBank genome assembly. NCBI's taxonomy places the organism in Eukaryota, Metazoa, Mollusca, Cephalopoda, Sepiida, Sepiidae.